Molecule: messenger RNA, 3019 nt
Organism: Cinclus cinclus
Lineage: Eukaryota; Metazoa; Chordata; Aves; Passeriformes; Cinclidae
Gene: COQ10B
Product: coenzyme Q10B
Exons: 5
Coding region: 454-1038 (194 amino acids)
Biological process (GO): cellular respiration; ubiquinone biosynthetic process
Cellular component (GO): mitochondrion
Molecular function (GO): ubiquinone binding
Source: RefSeq, a predicted model, not a curated record
CCAGCCCGCCGUGAGGGAACUUCCGGCGAGCGCGGGGGCCGUGGGAGAGCCGAAGGUGGGACCGGUUCCUGGAACCUUCCUUCCCACAGCCCCUGAGGGCUGGCCCCAUGGGAAUUUGGGUGUCCAGCCCUGUUUGCUAAACUGCUUGAUGUGUGUUUCGUCUGGGCCCGGCCAACUGGCCCAGUGCCAAUAGGCGGAUCUCUAGAUAUCAGAAUAAAGCAGGUGUAUGUUUAUUGCUACAAGAUGGGGGUUAACCGGAAUCUCGCUCUUCGGGCGGGUCAAGUCUGGUCGAUAUUUUAGUAAGGGUUCGAAAGACGGAACAAAAUUGGCAGAUGUCACCGAACUGGCCAAAACCACUGGCGGGUGGAAGAAGGAAUUGAGAAUCAUCUUACAUUGAUUCGUACACGAAAUAAUCCGAGAUCGCUGAGGCACUUGGCUUCUUAUGGUAUUCUGAUGAACAGAACUUCUCCUUUGCCAGUACCUGUAAUGAGCCAUGCUUUUUCAAGAAAUUUCUUCAAUGUUGCUGCACCACUAAUAAAUAAAAGAAAAGAAUAUUCUGAAAGAAGAAUUAUAGGGUAUUCCAUGCAGGAAAUGUAUGAAGUCGUUGCUGUUGUGGAGAAUUACAAACUCUUUGUUCCUUGGUGUAAAAAGUCAGACAUACUCUUGAAGCGCUCCGGGUACUGCAAAGCACAACUAGAAAUAGGAUUCCCUCCUGUAGUAGAGAGAUACACAUCAGUUGUAACCCUAGUGAGACCACAUUUAGUUAAGGCAUCAUGCACAGAUGGGAAACUCUUUAAUCACUUGGAAACAGUGUGGCGUUUGAGCCCUGGUAUCCCUGGUUAUCCAAGGACGUGUACAUUGGAUUUUUCAAUUUCUUUUGAAUUUCGUUCACUUCUACACUCAAAACUUGCUACACUGUUUUUUGAUGAAGUUGUAAAGCAGAUGGUUGCUGCCUUUGAAAGAAGAGCAUCUAAACUCCAUGGCCCAGAAACCAGCAUCCCUCGGGAGCUGAUGCUGCAUGAAGUUCAUCAGACGUAAAGGGAACCUCUAACAACCUCAGCUAUAAACAUGUUUGUACACUUCAUUUGUACAAAGUGCCACGCUCCUCCUUUGGGGCAACUAUUUCUUAUCUGAGCUGUGGGUGUGGUCUUACACUGUGCCAAACACACCUGCUCAGCCAGACAUCUAUAGAAUGUUCAAAAGCUACAAUCAAAUGCAGUUUAAAGCCUUAUCAGUAACAGACACCUGGCAGCUCUGUAACCCGGGCUGUCUCAGGCUGCCGUUAAACGCCAAACGGCUCCAGGGAAUCACGGCCCAAGCUCUGCCUUAGCCAAGCUCCCGGGGUUUUUCAGCACUGUAACACAUUAACUCGACUUUGUGGGAACCUAACCUCACAGCAUCAACUCAGCAAGCUCUGCCCAAGCAGAAGCCAACUGACACUGGCUUCCCAGAGAAUGGCAGAGUUUGGCAACCACUGAGGGAGGAGUGCUGCUUUUAAUCCAAAUUAAUGGCAAAGGUAAGUCAGGGGUCUCCAGCUGCUCCUGGCAUGACCACAACUGCUCUCAAACUCCCCCUCACUUUCAGGGAUAAAAUGCAUAAGGAGUGCUGUAAUCUGAGUGCAGCAGUCUCAGCUACAGCCAGUGGUUCCCAGUGGACCUGUCUGGAAUGUGUGGUACAUUUGGCAGGCUGAACUUGCCCUUGCCCCUCCUUCCCUGUUACACAUUGCACUUUGGUUACCUCCAUCUCAUCUAAUGCAAACAGAACACCUUAACACAAGUAAGUGUUACCUCUCUGAGAAGCAGAUACCAGUGCUGUCCUCCCUGGAAGCAGGGAACAAGAGGUCCUGCACUUCCCACAGGCAAGCACAGCCAAGGCCAGCUGUCAUCAUAAAUCAUACAAGAGAGCACCAAACCUUCCUUCUUCAAGGGUUUUCAGUACUAUACUCCUACUGUCAUACUGCAGUCUUGAUUAAAUACAUGUUCAGUACUUCUAUUCCUGAAAUACUCUCUUCCCAGUCUCUUAAGAAACCAAGUGAAUAGGUUUGAACAGAUUCUAAAUCCUUACUUUAUGCUGCCUUGCGUUACCAAAUUUCCUUAUUGAAAUGAGGUGAGGCUUCAGGCCAGGUGCUGAAGCUGGAACUUUCUCUGCAGCAUAAGUAAUCCAUAUGGUUACUACAGACUGACCUAUUAAAUAACAUAGAAAGGUAUGUUUCAAAAAAAAUUAUAAUGUGGAAUAGUUCUUAUUAAGGAAGCUGGGGAAAGCAACAGCUGGAUAAAGGUCAUUUGUACAGAAUUGAGAAGUUUUAAAGCAAUUUUGACUGUUGAGGCAAUCAGAGAUAAACACACACAAGUUUGGGCACACCAUCCUUCUGCAGGCUAGAAUGCAGAAAACACUCUCCCAUAUACAAUGCUAGUGGUGGUGUCAGGUCAAAGAACACAGAAAGGGUCAAAGCAACAUUUCUACUACAAAAUAACUAAAUCCUUACCCCUGACCAGAACAGAGAAAACUAAGAAUAGAAGGCUCAAAGUGAGGAGGUAACCAGGUACUGUAACCGAGUAAAGGAACUUAUUUAAAACCCCAGAACCCUUUCUUAGCAAAGACUUACCUGCUUGAUGCCCUCAGGGGACUUCCCUUCCCCUGGGCCUGUUCCAGCAUGUGAAACAACCACACAGGGCAAAAUAAAGUCAGUGCACCUGCCUUGUUUCCAGAGCAUUGUUUAAUAUUUCAAAGAACUGUAGUGCAGUUCAGCUUAGAUACUUAUCAAAAUUAAAGCACUUGCAUUUCUGAGAAACGUUCUAGACAAAUGAAUGUUUCUCAGAGUGAAAUGCCCUGUCAUUUUUUUCAAGCAUAAGUGUCAAUUCCUACUGAAUCUUAGAAGCAGCAGCAGGCUGUCCAGGCUCUCCCAUGACUACAGCUUUGUGUGCAGAUGAAGAAGGUGAUACAUUUUGUAACUUUCGAGCAGUUUAUUACAUAAAGGUCACAUAACUCUAUUUGCCUACUUUGUACACAAUUGUCUAGU